GGCUUUCAUCUGUGGUGAAAUAAUUCUACAUUAUUUUGUUUCAUUAGCCGUAGUUUUGUCUGAAGCUUAACAGUUUCAGAGUCAUUCCUCAUAGUAUUUGUGUUCGUGAACAACUUUAACUCCUAAACCUUAAAUAAAUGACGCAGCAGAAGUAAAACCUGUAAUAAGGAAAACAAACAUUAAAUUCGUUCUCAGAAACCAGCAGGAAGCCAUCAGUGCUGUCUGAUCUGAAGUCAACAGAAGAUGUUAUGUGUCCAGCGAUGCCCGUGGCUUCUUCUUUUUACUCGACGCAGCGUCCAUAAGCUGGCAUCGCUUCAGAAGGCCUCCUCUCUUCCCCCCAGGAAGAUGCAGAGCACUCUUUACCCCUUCAGUGGCCUGGAGCCUUACCUGGACAGGUCCGUGGACAGGAUGCAGUUUAAACUGUUUCAACCCAGUUUGGAGGACAUGAUGGAAGCAGAGAAACUUUUCUGCUCUUCUGCGGCUCAUAAGAUUGAUUUCUUCGUGUCUGCCGGCAGGAUGGAGCACAUCCCUGCUCUCAAACCUCCUGAGGUGUGUUUCAUCGGCAGAAGUAACGUGGGAAAGUCGUCACUCAUCAAAGCUCUGUUUUCUCUGACUCCCGAGGUCGAAGUCCGAGUUUCCAAAACUCCGGGUCACACCAAAACGAUGAACUUUUUCCGAGUGGGAAAAGCUUUCACCGUCGUGGACAUGCCGGGUUACGGACACAGAGCCCCCAGAGACUUUGUGGAGAUGGUGGAGCCGUACCUCUACGCCAGGAAAAAUCUGGUGAGGACGUUCCUGUUGGUCGAUGGCAGUGUUGGUCUUCAGCAGGCGGAUCGAAUCUCGCUGGAGAUGUGUGAGGAGAUCAGAUGUCCUUACGCGAUGGUGGUGACCAAGAUAGACAAAUGUGGGUCUGGAGCUCUGCUGACGAACCUGCUGAAGCUCCAGGAAGUGGUUCAGACUCAGACCAAUAGCUGCUUCCCCCAGCCGUUUCUCAUCAGCUCUGUGAAUUAUUGGGGGAUCCACCUGCUCAGGUGCUUCGUCGCUCAUGUGACAGGAAGCAUCGUGCUGAAGAACACGUCUCAGAGCUGAUCAGGGAUCAGCCAGUCUCAUCAUAACAGCUGCUGUUUUCUUUAACGUCUAAUAAAUGUAAACACGUUUCUGCGUUUCCUCGA
Molecule: messenger RNA, 1172 nt
Organism: Nothobranchius furzeri (turquoise killifish)
Lineage: Eukaryota; Metazoa; Chordata; Actinopteri; Cyprinodontiformes; Nothobranchiidae
Gene: gtpbp8
Product: GTP binding protein 8
Cellular component (GO): mitochondrion
Molecular function (GO): GTP binding
Source: RefSeq, a predicted model, not a curated record